CCCAAACACUACCGCUCGUUUCUCUUUUCAACUUGCAAGAAUCCUCUGAUUUCUCUGACACUAUCCCCUGACAUAAUCUUGUUUUGUGGCCUCUUUUUCAAAAUUAACGUCUACCACGCCCCGCGUAAGGAUGCCGCCCUGGUCCGACCGGAAGACCGGCGGAUCCAAACGGAGCUGCAUUCGGUGCAACCAGCGAAAGGUGGGCUGCGACAAGAAGAGCCCCUGCGGCCGAUGCGCCAAGGCUGGCCUCGAAUGCAUUCAUCCGGGAGAGAAACGAGCCCCUCGGAAGCUGAGACGCCCGCCCGUCGCCGAGAUUUUGGCUUAUCUCAAGGAAUUAGAGGCCGAAGUCGAGAGACUGCGCUCCGGGGCGAGGCCAGACGACCAGUUGGAUCAAACAUCCCAGCCUGCCACUGAGACCGGCUCGCGGAGCGAUGGAGAGGGACUGGCUACGACUUCUCGCGGUCGGCUGGUCGUUCAGGCCGGACGGACCCGGUAUGUUGGGGAUGAGGCCUCGGUCAUUCUCGGGGAUAAGAUCCGAGAAUUGCAGGAAGUAUGCGAUGAAUCCUCAGAGGAGGAUAUUGACCCUCGACUGCGCCCUAGCAAAAUUGGUCCAGCGCCAGUACCGUCCAUAGGAAUUCUGGGAUCCGAUCACGCAGCAGCAGGCCAUAGUCCGCGCGCUUCGAUGACGCCUCUGGCAGUAUCCCAGUUACAGGCACUGUGGGAGAUCUACCGUGUGAAUGUAGCUCCUAUGAUUGCCCUCCUGCACCUACGCUCGAUGGAGUCCAUGAUCCUGCAGGCGGCACAGGAUAACGACAAUCUAGAGCCUGAACAAGGAGCGCUCAUCUCGGCGGUGUGCUUCGCAGCCGUAGUGAGCAUGACACCACGCCAAUGCAUCUCACUAUUUGAUGAGCCGCAUGAUACGUGUAUCGAGAACUACAAACUUGCCACGGAGCACGCCAUAGCAAGGGCGAACCUGAUCAGUACCCAGGACAUCCGCGUCUUGCAGGCCGCCACUUUGUUUCUUCUCUGUCUCCGCCGAUGCGGUGACUCGAGGCUUGUUUGGGCGGAAAGUGCCAUAGUCGUACGGGUCGCACAGCGGCAGGGGCUGCAUCGUGAUGGUCAACGUCUGGGCCUGAGUCCUUUCGAGAUUGAGAUGCGUCGCCGACUAUGGUGGCAUAUUUGCAUUCUCGACAUGCUCUGCUCCGAGGACCAGGGUACAGAUACGCAGAUCCGAUCAGAGAUGUUUGACACGCAAAUCCCAUCUAAUAUUGACAUCGAGGUGAUGGCGCCGGAGUUAGCCACCAUGCCACUCCCAAGCUUGGGCUUCAGCGAUAUCACGCUCUGCAUUGUGCACUGCGAAAUGAUGACCUACCUCUACUGGCCCAGCAAGUCUUUCGACGAGAGGGUCGGUGCGAUGUCCUCGGAGCAGAGAAAAACUAGAUUGCACGACUUAGAGGCCUAUCUGGAGACCAAGUACCUACAGCGACUGGAUCUGGACAGCCCGAUUCAGUGGAUCACGGCGGUCAUCGCCCGGCUGACGCUGUCGAAAGCAUGGCUGGUGACGCGCCUCACUGCUGCACCCGCAGAGCCCACCACCACCACCACCAACGAUGAGAUCUUCCGCAUGGCGGUCGAGACGGUCAAAUUCGCCAACCUGCUCCACCGGGACGUGCGCAUCUCGCAGUGGGCGUGGCUCAGCAAAAGCUACAAGCACCGACACGUCGUGGCAUACCUUCUUUCCGAGCUGUGCAAUCGUCCCAUCUCGCCCGACACAGAUCAUGCCUGGGAAGCUGUCACCCAGAUUUACGAUCAGUGGCAGCACGACGACGUUGAGACGAACGAUAUGCUGCAGAAACCACUAGCGCGGUUGAUGGAGCGCGCGGCCCAUCUGCGGAGAAAGAAAACACGCCAAUCCACGAGGUAUCUCCCCAUCAACGCUGAAAGCAACCCGCUACAGGCAAAACCUGGUCAGUGGAUACCAAGUUCAGGGGCGUCGGACGGACACGACACCGGCCUCAGCACAAACGGGAUGGGCCUGACCCCUUCGCCGGAAUCCGCCCUGGACGUUGCACAAAGUCUGGGUGAAUUUUUCGGUGGCUCUACGUCUGCCAUUGACUGGCUCACCGGAUCAUUGCUCUGAUGAAUACUAACGAGGGAUGAUUCAUCAUCUCCCGAGUGGCGACUGAAUGAGACAAAUCUGGAUGGCACCCGCCCGCCAAGCUUGAGCUCGGGGUUGAGACUCAACCCGCGAAUUAGUAAA
This is a messenger RNA of Aspergillus brunneoviolaceus CBS 621.78, 2260 nucleotides long. Its product is annotated as Zn(II)2Cys6 transcription factor. The transcript is spliced from 2 exons. NCBI's taxonomy places the organism in Eukaryota, Fungi, Ascomycota, Eurotiomycetes, Eurotiales, Aspergillaceae. Gene Ontology annotation, biological process: DNA-templated transcription; regulation of DNA-templated transcription. The coding region runs from base 131 to 2140 and encodes 669 amino acids. Gene Ontology annotation, molecular function: DNA-binding transcription factor activity, RNA polymerase II-specific; DNA binding; zinc ion binding. The record is from RefSeq and is a predicted model, not a curated record.